AUGGACUCUGAUCCAGCAUACAGCGACACCGAUGUGCCGAUGAGCUCACGGUCGAUGGCUCAUCAGCUGGAGUCCCCGCUGGUCUCAAAUCACGACCCGAUCCCGUCUUUUACUCACAGCCCGACCCGUUCUCUCAGCAUAUCCAAGAAGGCCGUCACCUCGAUUCCUGCCAACCUUUUACCAUCGGCUCCUGCUUCGCCCCCGACCCCCGCGCCGAGUCCUACACCGCAUCAACGCCUCGCAGAUUGGCGAUCGAGCGACGAGGAGGAGUCGGCCUUCCUCGUCAACCUACGCAUACAUUUCAGCACCCUCACCAACUCCCGGAAACAGAAGCUGUUGGAGUAUCUUCUGGACGGAUGCGAUAGUCAACAACUGAGCUUCGUGUCCAGCUAUGUCGGUCCCAGGUUACGGAAGGAUCCCUUCCAGGUGUUUCCUAACGAGUUGUGCUUGAGGGUCCUGUCCUUUAUCGAUGACCCAAAAACCCUUGCCCGAUCAUCGCAGGUCUCCCGUCGCUGGAGGGAACUGCUCAACGACGAUAUCACCUGGAAGAAUCUCUGUGUGAAGCACGCUUACUCGGUACGGCGCAACUCAGGGGACGGCGAGCUGGACUCGUUUACCACCGUGCAUUAUACCGAGCCGGUCGUGGACACACGAGCCAUGGCCAGUUUACGUCGAUUGACGGCAUCGACCGAACACGCGGCCGCCCGUCAGCCUCCUACGCUACCCCGCACUCUGUCGGGCGAAUGGUUACCUCCGACAUCCCUCUCUUCGCGACGACGUCGAGUGCGGCCCAUCUCGUAUCGCUCGCAGUUCAAGCAGAAAUACAUGGUUGAAUCAGCCUGGAAGAAGGGCGGUCGGUGUACCCAGCACCAUAUCACCCCGGAUCAGGGGGUCGUCACCAGUCUGCAUCUGACGUCCAAGUAUAUCGUGGUCGCCUUGGAUAACGCCAAGAUUCAUGUCUACGACACAAAUGGUGAUAACCAAAAGACGCUGGAGGGCCAUGUGAUGGGCGUGUGGGCGAUGGUUCCGUGGGACGACAUUUUGGUUAGCGGCGGAUGCGAUCGUGAGGUCCGCGUGUGGAAUAUGGCAACUGGAGCGGGAAUUCACUUGCUACGCGGGCACACAUCAACAGUGCGCUGCCUUAAAAUGUCCGACCGCAACACCGCCAUCUCGGGCUCUCGAGACACCACUUUACGGAUCUGGGAUCUGGCCACGGGGACAUGCCGCAACGUCCUGGUCGGGCACCAGGCAAGUGUUCGAUGUCUGGCCAUUCACGGCGACCUUGUGGUCUCUGGUAGUUACGACACGACGGCUCGGAUCUGGAAUAUCCCUCAGGGUCGCUGUGUGCGAACCUUGUCUGGUCAUUUCAGUCAAAUAUACGCCAUUGCGUUUGACGGACGGCGUAUCGCAACCGGGAGCCUAGACACCAGCGUGCGUAUCUGGGACCCACAUUCCGGACAGUGCCUUGCGAUUCUGCAGGGACAUACCUCUCUCGUCGGCCAGUUACAGAUGCGCGGCGAUACUCUGGUCACUGGUGGAUCAGAUGGAUCCGUCCGUGUCUGGUCUUUAACCAAGAUGGCCCCCAUUCAUCGAUUGGCCGCUCAUGAUAACAGUGUAACCAGUCUUCAAUUCGAUAACACAAGAAUCGUGAGUGGCGGUAGUGACGGUCGUGUCAAGGUGUGGAGUCUGGCCACCGGCCAGUUGCUGCGAGAAUUGAGCAGUCCAGCCGAAGCUGUAUGGAGGGUGGCAUUUGAGGAGGAAAAGGCUGUCAUCAUGGCAAGCCGAUCUGGCCGUACCGUUAUGGAAGUCUGGUCCUUUUCUCCACCACCCGAAGACGCUGAGGACGGGGUCGCCAUUGAAAGCGCAUCUAGCACACCGGAUAUUGGUUCAGCCCACGACAGUGAGCUUACCUUUGACACCCGCCGUCGCAGUCUAUUCGCAGAUCCUUCGCUGAUGAUUCCAUCCGCCGGAGAUGAUGAUCAGCUUAUGGACGACGCGUCGUCAUGA
Molecule: messenger RNA, 2007 nt
Organism: Penicillium diatomitis
Lineage: Eukaryota; Fungi; Ascomycota; Eurotiomycetes; Eurotiales; Aspergillaceae
Product: F-box/WD repeat-containing protein
Exons: 4
Coding region: 1-2007 (668 amino acids)
Molecular function (GO): protein binding
Source: RefSeq, a predicted model, not a curated record